CGACGACAAGCCUUCACUCCUCCCCAUCGCAAACUCAAUAUCCGCAUCCGCCCUUGCCUUGAGCAAUAGCAGGAGCUCCACGAUCGCUACUUCCUCACGACCGACACUCGCCAUUGCUAUUGCUAUUGGAAUAAUCUACCACAUCGUUUCAUAAUCCAUUAUCUUGCCAUCUUCUCCAGAGGCCGCGCCCGCAGCAGCAAGAGGGUGCUUUCGCUCAUCCCCCAACCCAGCAAAACAUCCAUACAAAUAGUAAUAUCAAGACUGGAGGGGCAGGCAGAGCUGAAGACAUAUCUACGGGAAGGAUAGCAUCGGAUAGGCAAGAUGGGUUUCGGGGACUUUGAUUCAAUAUGUCGAAAGGCACAAAUACCAUUAUGUGCCGUCGUCGGCCAUUACUCGACAGUCACGGAUUCUUAUGGGAUCGAGGCCGAUUGUUUUGCGCGUAAUAUUGAGUUGGCAAACACCAUUAUCUUCCAAGGUGCUGCAUCGUUUAUGCAUAUUGUCGCCCUCAUCAUGACCGUCAUUAUGAUCCUGCACGUCCGGAGUAAAUUUACUGCUGUUGGUAUGUUCCCAGAGCCAUGUUGAUAUCGAUGUCGAGGUAUUUAUACUGACAUGCACCAUCGUAGGCCGCAAGGAAAUCAUCGCUUUCUUCUACCUCUACAUGUCCCUGACCUUUAUCUCCCUCAUUCUCGAUUCUGGUGUCGUCCCCAGUGGCAAUGAAGCUCAUCCAUACUUUGUUGCAGUGCAAAACGGGCUUACAUCAGCACUAUGUGUCUGUUUGCUCAUCAAUGGCUUCGUCGGUUUCCAAUUAUACGAGGAUGGUACUACACUAUCGGUCUGGAUGAUGCGCACCAUAAGUUUCGCCUUCUUCAUCAUCAGUUUUAUGUUUAGUCUCGCGACUUUCAAAAGUUGGGCUGGUCUUGGUCCUACGACAACGAUUGGCCUUUUUGUGGCCGUGUAUUUGGUUAAUGCCAUCGCACUGGCCGUAUAUAUUAUUAUGCAAAUCAUCCUCGUGGUCAAUACCUUGGAAGAUAGAUGGCCAUUGGGAGAUAUUACUUUCGGGGUAUUCUUUUUGAUCAUGGGGCAGGUCAUCUUGUACGUUUUUGGUGAGGAUAUCUGCAACGCGGUUGCACAUUAUCUUGAUGGGCUAUUCUUUGCUACCAUUUGCAAUUUGCUCGCAGUCAUGAUGGUUUACAAGGUUUGUUUACCCUUUUUGAUUUCUCAGAUUAAUAUCUGGAAACAUAUGAUACUAACUUACAUUACAGUACUGGGACUCCAUCACCCGCGAAGACCUUGAGUUCUCCGUUGGAACGAAGCAAAACAAUUGGGAGGUCAAGGAACCAUUAAUGGAAGACGAUCGACGAAACACCAUCUACCAAGAUCAAGAUUCCAGUGCCAUGUACAACGUUCAACAAUCACAUGGAAACAGAAACUCCAACUACGGGGGGUUUGCGUACUGAAACUUUUUUUCUUUUGGCAAAAAUCAAAACUCGACACCGACAGGACAGGACAGGACAGGACACUUCAACGGUUUGGAAAAACCAUAAACGGGGAUCGAAAUGUUUGAACAAAGAAAGCAUCGCGCUGGGGGAUAUGCAUGAGGCGUAAUUGAAAGCUUGGAUAUCGAAAUUUGUAAUUUGACGAUUCUUGGCUGUACAGAACACAGGCAUUUGCUUUUUUGUUUUUUUGGUCGCUCCUUUACAGUGGAACUGGAUGGAAUAGGACUGGCGGCGUACUUUGGAUUUUCCCGGAAGAAAGAGCGGCUUGGUCAAUGGGUGCCUGUCUUAGAUUAUAGGUGCCAUUGCUUCUGGCUUUGUAGAUAGUAAGCCCUGCGGGCGAGAAAUAUAAUAUUUGGUUUUUUAUGAAUA
Molecule: messenger RNA, 1865 nt
Organism: Hymenoscyphus albidus
Lineage: Eukaryota; Fungi; Ascomycota; Leotiomycetes; Helotiales; Helotiaceae
Source: the annotation of a GenBank genome assembly